CGACAUCAGAGCGAUGUCGGGCAGCGAUUUGUGUCUGGGACAGAAUUCGUCUGGCUGGAACUGUCAAACUUUUGAGUGCCUCAGUCGGAUUAAGCAAAUUAGGAAUAUCUGGAAAAGGAUGUUGUUUUUUUUUAUAACUUUUUGUGUGUUUGAUUACAAUUUUUGUAUUUUAAUUAGUCAUUUGUAAUUAAUUGAGACUCAAACAACGUCAGCUCCUCGUAUCCGUGUCAUCUUAGAACCGAUCAAAUUAACGACAAAACAACAAAAAAGUGCACUUUACGUCUGGGCGUAUGAGAGUUUCGCUGGAAGGGAAAGAAAAAUGUCUCGUGAAUAUGACCAUUUGUUUAAAUUGCUCAUCAUCGGAGAUAGUGGUGUCGGGAAGUCGUCUCUGUUGAUCCGAUUCUCGGACAAUACGUUCUCGGGAAGUUAUAUUACAACCAUCGGUGUGGAUUUCAAGAUACGAACGGUGGUGAUUGGUGGGGAACGAAUCAAACUGCAAAUCUGGGACACCGCUGGCCAGGAACGGUUCCGUACCAUCACAAAUACCUAUUAUCGGGGCACACACGGAGUCAUUGUCGUGUACGAUGUUAGCAACGGGGAAUCGUUUGCCAAUGUGAAACGAUGGCUGCAGGAAAUCGAAUCGAACUGUGAUGUCGUCAACAAGGUGUUGGUCGGCAACAAGAACGAUGACCCGAACCGGAAGGUGGUCAUCACCGAGGAUGCUAAGCGAUUCGCGGACCAAAUGGAAAUUCAGCUGUUCGAAACUUCGGCCAAAGACAACAUCAACGUGGAGGAAAUGUUUCUGACCAUCACAGAGCAGGUCUUGCGGCACAAGAAACAAUCUCAGAAGCAAAACCAAACGGAUCACAGCAACGAUGUGGUUAACCUUCGGAAGGGAGGAAACUUGAAGAAAAAGAAAAAAUGCUGUUGAAGCGCGACUCUAGAUUUGCUAACAGCAUGAAUUUUUUCGAGAGGUCAUGAAACACAAAAUAAAACAUAAUGAUUUUAUGAUUUAUAUCCAUACAUUUAAGGCCUCCUCAAGCAUCGAUUCCAGCAAAAAAAAAAACAAACAUUCAAUGUGUUUAUUUUAUACAGAACAAUUGGGAACCUUUUAAGAAGAAGAAAAAUUACUCUAGAGUAGACGUUCACAAUUACUGUAAAAAAAACCUACAAAAUGUAAUAAGAUUUUGUAAUAUAUAUUUAGACUAAUAAAGCCAACGUAAAAACCCAAA
Molecule: messenger RNA, 1232 nt
Organism: Uranotaenia lowii
Lineage: Eukaryota; Metazoa; Arthropoda; Insecta; Diptera; Culicidae
Gene: Rab35
Product: ras-related protein Rab-35
Exons: 1
Coding region: 320-931 (203 amino acids)
Biological process (GO): endocytic recycling
Cellular component (GO): plasma membrane; endosome membrane
Molecular function (GO): GTPase activity; GTP binding
Source: RefSeq, a predicted model, not a curated record